UCGCUGGCUACUAAUUUAGAAAUGGAUUUUUCUCUCAUGGCAUUUUUCAUUCUUUUUUCAUCCUUCUCGUUGAGGUUUCUUCACUAAGAGAUUCAUCUUCAACGUGUGUGUGCAUAUAUUCCUUAGAAGUAAAUGAUGAUGAGUGGUGUAGGUUGUAGGCAUAUUUUGAUUUUGGGAAUUGUAGCCUUAGUGUUUAUAAUAACAAUGGCGCGGAGAUGUUUGAGUGUGGGAGUGAACUGGGGUACUAUGGCAUCUCAUCAGUUGGCAGCAGAGAGUGUAGUGAAGAUGCUUAAACAAAAUGGAUUUGACAAAGUAAAACUGUUUGAAGCAGAUGACAAGAUUUUGAGUGCUUUAAUAGGUAGUGAUAUUGAAGUGAUGCUUGCAAUUCCUAACUAUAUGUUGCAAGAUAUGAGCACUAAUCCUGGGAUGGCUGCUUCUUGGAUUGAUGCCAAUGUCUCUGCUUAUGCUUACACUCAUGGAGUCAAAAUCAGGUAUGUAGCAGUUGGAAAUGAGCCCUUUCUUCAAACAUACAAUGGCACUUAUCUACAUUCCACUUUUCCAGCUCUGCGAAAUGUCCAAGAAGCCAUCAAUCAUGCUGGAUUAGGGCCAGAGGUGAAAGCAGUCGUCCCCUUAAACGCGGACAUUUACUACUCCCCUGACUCGAAUCCUGUCCCUUCAGCAGGUGAUUUCAGGCCAGAAAUACGUGAUUUAGCCAUUCAAAUUGUCCAAUAUCUCCACUCAAAUGAUGCACCGUUUGUUGUUAACAUCUAUCCUUUCCUCAGUCUCUAUGAAAACGAUUACUUUCCAUUUGAGUACGCCUUCUUUAACGGAACAAACAAGCCUAUGAAAGAUGGAGAUUAUCUUUAUACUAACGUGUUUGAUGCCAAUUUUGAUACUCUUGCCUGGUCUUUGAAGAAAGCUGGCUUUUCCGACAUGAAAAUCAUAGUCGGAGAAGUAGGAUGGCCAACGGAUGGGAAUAAAAAUGCAAAUAUUGAAAAUGCGCAGAGAUUUAACCAAGGGUUGAUUCAACAUGUUCUAAGUGGAGAAGGAACCCCUGCAAGGAAGGGGAAAAUCGACGUUUACUUGUUCAGCCUUAUUGAUGAGAAUACUAAAAGCAUUGCUCCUGGUAACUUUGAGAGGCAUUGGGGAAUAUUUGAGUUUGAUGGUAAGCCCAAAUAUGAGCUAGAUUUAUCUGAAAAGCUGCUCGCUGCAGUAGAAGGUGUGAGUUAUAUGCAUAAAAAGUGGUGUAUACUAAAGCCACACCUACCAAAAGAUGCACAAACUUACUUGGCAAAGAGUGUUGAUUACGCGUGUAGUCAUUCUGAUUGUACGACUUUGGGCUAUGGUUCUUCUUGUAAUCAUCUGAGUGCACAAGGAAAUGCUUCCUAUGCUUUCAAUAUGUAUUAUCAAUUCAAAAACCAAAACAGUUUGGAUUGUGAUUUCCAAGGCUUGGCUAUGGUAACUCAUAAGGAUCCAUCCGAUGACAAGUGCCAUUUUCCUUUGAUGAUUGAUGACGGUCGUAGAGUGAUGCUGUUGCACAAGAAUUUAUUGUAUAUCGUACUGGCUAUUCUCCAAGGAUUUCUAGUAGUUUUGCUGCUUGUUUCUUAGAGAGGUCAUGCAUUGCGCGGUUUUUGUUUCUUUUUUCUGUUCUUUCCUACAACAAGAAGAUGAUGUAACUAGUAGCAGAAUACAGGUCAUUUUUACAGCAUUGAUAUCUAAGCAUUCAUAUUUCAACACACAUGAAUUAUGCAAAAUGCUUCAUUUUGUAUGGAACCUUCAUAUAAGUCGAGGGUAAUAAGACACAACACAUCCAGAACAAAGUAAGUUGAUGCAGUUUCUAAGAAGUCUUAACGAAAACUAUAAUCGGUUGAGGAGUAAAAUCCAAAUGAUGAAUCCAACAUCUUCAGUGAACCAAAGCUUAUUCCUCAAUCAAACAUGAGGAGAAUCCUCAGCUCAUGUUAUGGAAAAUUUCUCUAGGAGUACAAAAAGAAACAGUUCCAUGGCACUAAAUUAAUACAGAUUACCAAAAAAGUAAUCUUUGACGUUCAUAGUUCCUU
This is a messenger RNA of Solanum dulcamara, 2057 nucleotides long. RefSeq names its product glucan endo-1,3-beta-glucosidase 8-like. The record is from RefSeq and is a predicted model, not a curated record. Gene Ontology annotation, cellular component: plasma membrane. The coding region runs from base 133 to 1608 and encodes 491 amino acids. Gene Ontology annotation, molecular function: hydrolase activity, hydrolyzing O-glycosyl compounds. Lineage: Eukaryota; Viridiplantae; Streptophyta; Magnoliopsida; Solanales; Solanaceae. Gene Ontology annotation, biological process: carbohydrate metabolic process. The transcript has 2 exons.